UGUGUAGUCGCUGUUUAUGACGCUAAAAGGGGAUUAAAUCAACUAUCGAUAUACGGAUUUCACAGCAAGAUGGCGGAUAUAAAUACGAAACAAAUGCUUCAGAAAAGUGCAAAGAUUGCAGCGGGAGCAGUGGUGUGCGUAGAGAGUGAAAUAAGAGGAGACGUUACAAUUGGUCCUAGGACAGUGGUACAUCCCAAGGCUCGCAUUAUAGCAGAAGCCGGCCCCAUUGUCAUUGGAGAAGGCAACCUGAUUGAAGAACAGGCUAUGAUUUGUAAUGGCUUUCCAGAAAACAUCACACCAGACACGGACAGUUGGGAGCCCAAGACUAUGACAAUUGGAACAAACAAUGUUUUUGAAGUGGGAUGCACAUCACAAGCUAUGAAAAUUGGUGAUAACAAUGUCAUAGAGUCUAAAGCUGAAGUAGGUAGGAAUGUAAUCCUCACCAGCGGUUGCAUCAUUGGAGCCUGCUGCCAGGUGAAUACAUGUGAGGUCAUUCCAGAGAAUACGGUCAUCUAUGGAUCAGAGUGCAUGCGCCGUGUGCAGACUGAAAGACCUCAGCCUCAGACGCUCCAGCUAGAUUUUCUAAUGAAGAUUCUUCCCAAUUAUCAUCAUCUCAAGAAGACUGUCAAAGGAAACUCUACUCCUACAAAAAACUGAAUGUUAUGUGAACUGAUUUUGUUCUCAGCAUCACCUGGCCUGCACACCAUAAAGGUAUUUUAUGUUUAUACUGAACAGACCUCUUUUAACAAUUGUGAUGUUUCUCAUGAAUGAAAAAACAAAACCUUGGGACACCCAGCAUGUUUUUUUGAAAAGCAUACCCUUAGAAAUGAAAAAUGAAACUGAAGUUAUUUUUUUUUUUUAGGUUGAGCCUGUAAGAUGUUUUGUGGUGCACAUUAUUCAUAUUUUAAAUUAUUUUAGUAGUUGCUGCUGUAGCUACAAAAACCUAUACAUCAUAAUGUUUCUUUAUUAUGUUUUUACCUACAAUUGUUGAAGUAAAACUGAAACCCUUCUGUUCAUUCCAAUACUCUAAAAAAUAAAGCUAAGAAACAGUUAAUGUUUUCAUGUAAUACCAUUGUUAUCGCUAAAUAAAGAUAACUAUUUAAUAAUAUUUUCUUUUUAGUUUUUGUAGCCAGAGCAUUGCAUAUUAAUACUCCUUUUGUGUAAAGGUAAUGCAUUUAUCCUUAUAGUCAGACCUAGAUGUCUGUGUGUUUAAAAAGCACUUUAAUAGCUUUAAUAGCUUUUCAUGCGGAAAUGAAUAAAAAAAAAUGUUAUGAAAGCACUACCCAGCCAGUUACAAAUUUUUAGGCAUCACUGUAAAUAAAUGUUUUGCAGAUAUGGGCAGUGUAUCAGCACUUUGUUCCUCUCAUCUUGUGCGGAUAAACUCCCCUUUUUGUAUGUUUCACUCCAAGUUAUAUAUCCACUUUGAUCAGCAGACAUAUAUACGUUCUCCCAAUCUCUUUUUUUACUGUUUGUUUUUCUCCUGAUGGAAGGAGCUCAAAUUGGUGGUGGUCAUGACAGUCAAUGAUCAUACUGGCCUUCUGCACUAUUUGACGUUCUGUAGAUGUCUUGAAGCUGUAGUUGUUGUGCACCAAUAAUUUUGCUGGCUACCUUCACAAUCCUGUAGUUAUUGUGUGUGUUAAGGUUACCAACUCAGUUAGGACAGAUGCAAUCUAAUUCCAGUGGAUUCUUCUCCAUGCUUGAUAAAUAUAAGAAGUAAGAAUCCAUCCUUAGAGAUUGUGUCAUCCUAGCUGCUUGCUUGACACACCAUAAAAAAAUAAGUAAGAGAGGCAUCAAAUAUCCCAUUUCUGUUUUUUUGUUAAUGCAUGAACAUUUUUUAAUGAAAAAAACUCAAGAUAUUGAUAUAGCUAUAUCAAACGUAACCCCUUCUUCGUCAUACAUAUGAUCAUUUCCUUUGUAGUAUGCAGUGAGCCUUUUAAAAAGGAUAUUUCCUGUUUUAAAAAUCCAUAACAUCUUCAUUCUAUUCAGCUUCAUGGUUGUGCCAGAGCCUGGCAAGCAACACGCACCAGGCUGGGUACUCCCUGGGUUGGGACGCAGUCUGUCUGAACAGUUUAUUCAUUUUUAUUUUUGCCAUGUCUUUAAGUUUCACAAGGUGGUGCUGCUGAGCCAUAAAUGCAUACAGUUAGCAUCGGUCCUGGUUUACUUGUAAUUGCACUGGAAGGUGGAGCGUUCAGAGGCAACAUAUUGUAUGCUAAGGUUUUCUAUUACAAUAAUGUAAUAACAAAGGCUAGUGAUGCAGAAGAAAAUGAUGUAAAUUGAAUAAAAUAUUUUAGUUAGUGUCUGGCCUUGGUUAACCUUUGUGGUAAUGGUAACUGUAUAUGAUGUACAGUGUAUAUAUUCUUGUUCUGUUUCAUUAAUAAAAAUCUGCCUUGCUUCAAUCCCUUCCCAUAUUUACAGUAUACAAAGUGUAUUUUUGGUCUCUAGUUGGUUACCAAGCAAAAUAAAUCCUCCUCUGAUUUAA
Messenger RNA from Lepisosteus oculatus (spotted gar), 2479 nucleotides. It is a transcript of the gene dctn6, whose product is annotated as dynactin subunit 6. Gene Ontology annotation, biological process: mitotic spindle organization. Lineage: Eukaryota; Metazoa; Chordata; Actinopteri; Semionotiformes; Lepisosteidae. Gene Ontology annotation, molecular function: dynein complex binding. Gene Ontology annotation, cellular component: dynactin complex. The record is from RefSeq and is a predicted model, not a curated record.